Molecule: messenger RNA, 462 nt
Organism: Candida albicans SC5314
Lineage: Eukaryota; Fungi; Ascomycota; Pichiomycetes; Serinales; Debaryomycetaceae
Exons: 1
Coding region: 1-462 (153 amino acids)
Biological process (GO): protein modification by small protein removal
Molecular function (GO): peptidase activity
Source: RefSeq, a predicted model, not a curated record
AUGACUGAAGACACAGUGCAAGUAUAUGUGUACGACUUAUCACAGGGCCUAGCCAGAGUCUACUCGCCCAUGCUCUUGGGCAUUCUGAUAGACGCCAUCUACCACACCUCGGUGGUUAUCCGAAACAAAGAGUACUACCUCGACCAAGGAAUUAAGGUCAACUCGCCACCGGGCCAUACCAAGUACGGUACACCCAUCGAAGUAUUAGAGAUUGGCACAACCGGGGUGGACGACGAGUUGCUCAACGACUUCAUCAACGAACUAAAGAACCACGACGAAAUGAAGUACCACGCCGUCAACUACAACUUAUUCACAAACAACUGCAACCACUUCACAGAUGUGGUAAUUGACUUUUUAUGUGGCAAAAAUUUAGAGGACAGGAUAUUAAAGUUGCCAGACACGGUGUUAAACACACCAAAUGGGCAGCUAUUACAACAAAUGCUAGGACAAAAUUUUGUAUAG